This is a messenger RNA of Dendronephthya gigantea, 1425 nucleotides long. RefSeq lists its product as uncharacterized. Bases 83 to 1303 code for a protein of 406 amino acids. NCBI's taxonomy places the organism in Eukaryota, Metazoa, Cnidaria, Anthozoa, Malacalcyonacea, Nephtheidae. The record is from RefSeq and is a predicted model, not a curated record. The transcript has a single exon.
UUCGUUGUUAAAUGAGUUGAUUAUUUUGAUCUGAUAGUGUGCUAUUUGUCCCUACUUUAAAUCAGUAUUUUAUACCUUUAUUAUGCCUCUAAAUGACUACAUUCCAUGCAUGAACGUUGACCGAAGGCAUGGACGAGAUGAAACUGAGCUAAUAACAAGUUAUUUUCAACAAGGGUUCACCAACCAUGAAAUUCUAGAAUUUCUUAAGCUUCAUGGAAUAGAAUUCAGCUUAUCGACACUUAAAAGAAGAUUAAGAAUCCUAGGACUUCGAAGACGUGUUCCAGCCGAAGAACAAUUGACACAAGAGGAAAUCGAGUGUAUUGUGGAGAUUGAAUUAGCUGGCAGUAAAUGCAAUGUUGGAUAUCGCAAAAUGUGGAAACAUAUAUCAACUAAGUAUGGUAUUACUGUUCGAAGGGACGUUAUUCGAAAAUGUUUGGUAAAACUAGAUCCUCAAGGAGUGCAAAGUAGAGCAAAGAAAAGGCUUCGAAGAAGAGCUUAUUCAUCUCGGGGACCCAAUCAUAUAUGGCACAUAGACGGCCAUGAUAAGUUGAAACCUUUCGGGUUUAAUAUACAUGGGUGCAUUGAUGGUUUUUCCAGAAGGUUGAUCUGGCUCGAAGUGGGUCCGACUAAUAAAAAUCCUCAGGUCAUUGGUAAAUAUUACCUUGAUGCCGUAUUGCAAAUUGGAGGUGUACCACAAAGAAUGCGGUCUGACGAUGGCACUGAGAACAGCAUCGUCGAGGCUUUGCAAAUAUUUCUGCGAUCUCAGCAUCACGAUGAGCAUGCUGGUCUUGCCAGUUUUUCAAUUGGUACUUCUACGUCAAAUCAACGAAUAGAAGCCUAUUGGUCUCAUCUUAUUCGGGAUGGGCCUGGAUGGUGGAUAAAUUUUUUCAAGGAUUUACGAGAUUUUGAUUUGUUUAAUGAUUCGGAUCCUGUACAAAUGGAUUUGAUAAGGUUUUGUUUUAUGGAUAUACUAAGAAAUGAAUUACACAAAGUUGCAGAAAUGUGGAACCAACAUAUUAUUGCCCCAAGCAAAUUUGGAAAUAACACUGGACCCAGAGGGAGGCCUGACGUGAUGUUUUUUUUGCCGCAUCUUUUCGACACAGGGGAUUGUAAACAGGAAAUUGACCGGGACGAAGUGAAUGAAUUCUAUGAUUAUUCAAUGUCUGUCAAAGAUUUCUCUGAUGAAUUUGGAGAGUUUGCCUCGUUCGUAAUGACAGAGCUUGGCCUGACAAAACCAACUAAUGCGAAAGAAGCAUUUCAUCUUUAUCUUACUUUGCUACAAAAAAUUGAGACGAUUAAUUAGUUUAAUAAAUUCAACUGAAACACCAAUAUGAAACUAUACAACAAUAUACUACAAAGUGUUAUUAUUUGUAUUACUAAUAUAACCUUACUUAAAAGCGCAUGCAGAGAGUAAUAACCGUGAUC